CCGGGGCCGCCCCGCUGCGCGUGCUUCCGCGUGCAUGGCCUCGCUGGGGACCCUGCGAGUCAGCGCGCGGCAGAGCUCGCGGCAGGUGGCGCGCGCCUUCGCCGGCUUCCCGCUGCCUCGGCCCCAGGCGGCCUGCGCAGUCGCUCGCGCAAUGGCGACAAGGCAGGAGUCGCAGCCCCACGGCCCCCCGCCCCCCGCCGGCGCCGUGGCCUACGACUACUUGGUGAUCGGUGGAGGCUCCGGGGGGCUGGCUAGCGCGCGCAGGGCGGCCGAGCUGGGCGCCAGGGUCGCGGUGGUGGAGAGCCACAAGCUGGGCGGCACUUGCGUUAAUGUCGGAUGUGUACCCAAAAAGGUGAUGUGGAACACAGCCAUGCACUCGGAAUUCAUGCAUGAUCAUGCUGAUUAUGGCUUUCAGAGUUGUGACAGUAAAUUCAGUUGGCGGGUCAUAAAGGAGAAGCGGGACGCCUAUGUGAGCCGCCUGAACUCCAUUUAUGAAAAGAACCUAACCAAGGUCAAUAUAGAAAUCAUCCCUGGCUAUGCAGCCUUCACAGGCGACCCCAAGCCCACUGUGGAGGUCACUGGGAAAAAAUACACGGCUCCUCACAUCCUGAUCGCAACAGGUGGCUCACCCUCGCAGCCGCAGGAGAGCGAGAUCCCAGGCGCCAGCCUGGGAAUAACCAGUGAUGGAUUUUUUCAGCUGGAAGAAUUGCCUCGCCGCAGUGUCAUCGUCGGCGCGGGGUACAUCGCCGUGGAGAUCGCCGGGAUCCUCUCUGCCCUGGGCUCUAGGACGUCCCUCAUGAUACGGCAUGACAAGGUGCUUAGAACUUUUGAUUCGAUGAUCAGUUCCAACUGCACUGAAGAGCUGAACAAUGCUGGCGUUGAGGUGCUGAAGCACUCUCAGGUCAAGGAAGUUAAAAAGACUUCCUCAGGCUUGGAGGUCUGCGUGGUUACCUCAGUUCCUGGUAGGAAACCCACCUUCACCACCAUUCAAGAUGUUGACUGCCUGCUCUGGGCCAUUGGGCGGGACCCGAAUUCUGGGGGCCUGAAUUUAAACAAAGUGGGGAUUCAGACUGAUGGCCAAGGUCACAUCAUUGUAGACGAAUUCCAGAAUACUAACGUAAAAGGCAUCUACGCAGUUGGGGAUGUAUGUGGAAAAGCUCUUCUCACUCCAGUUGCCAUAGCUGCUGGCCGAAAACUUGCCCAUAGACUUUUUGAAUGCAAAGAAGAUUCCAAAUUAGACUAUGACAAUAUCCCCACGGUGGUCUUCAGCCACCCCCCUAUUGGCACAGUGGGACUCACAGAAGAUGAGGCCAUGCAUAAAUAUGGAAAAGAAAACGUGAAGAUCUAUUCCACCACCUUUACCCCAAUGUAUCAUGCAGUUACCACAAGGAAAACAAACUGUGUGAUGAAAAUGGUUUGCGCUAACAAAGAGGAAAAGGUGGUUGGGAUCCACAUGCAGGGAAUCGGGUGUGACGAGAUGCUGCAGGGCUUUGCCGUCGCGGUGAAAAUGGGAGCCACAAAGGCCGACUUCGACAACACGGUCGCCAUUCACCCUACCUCUUCGGAAGAACUGGUCACACUUCGCUGAGAACUCAGGGACUCCUGCGGCUAGCAGCUGGACCAGCAGACCUUCUGAAAUGAACCAAAUAAUCACAUUUCCUUAAACCGUUUCCAUUUAAUGUAUUUCUUUACUGUAAUCAGGAUCUUCCAAUGGUGGAAAUUUUCAGUAAGUAACAGAAUUUGUUUAUGUAAUUGGAAAUUUGUGUUGUUAUCCAGGAUCGAUUGUCAGUUGAUCGCUUCUCACAAUAAUUAAUACUUUGACUUUUUUUGCUAACAGCUCUGUGUUAGCUGGUUGUUUUGUUUCUGUUUCAGCCCCAUCCCAAGGGCAGAAGUACAUGAACUACAAUUAAGUGAAUGCACUUGAAGGAAUGUAGCCACUGUGCAUAGAGGAGGGUGAGCAGCAGCUGCUCACGUUCCCGCGGUGCAAGUGCACAGAACCUUUCGUUGUUUUUGAAGCCAGUACUGUGCCCUGCGUGUUCCAAAGCUGCUGCAAGCGUGCGGCCCUUCUCCACAGACAACACCAGAGGCCUUUCCUCCCUUAUUUUAUUCUCUUUUAAAUGAUUAAAGACUAUUGGUUGCUUUUAUGACAUGAAGUACACCAAACUUGGGAAAGGUUUGAGGAGGCUGGUCACCUGAGUGAGGGACAUUUUAGAGGUGAUUUAAGGACAAGGCCUUACAUUUCAAAAGUCCCUUCCUCUCCUAAUUCUAGUUCAGUGGAAGAUUUCAGUUUUUGUAUGUGUUCUUGUCUUCUUUUUUUCUGAAAACACUUUUCAAAACUUGAAAAUAAAAUCACAUACUUUUAUCACAUA
Artibeus jamaicensis (Jamaican fruit-eating bat) is the source of this 2369-nucleotide messenger RNA. RefSeq names its product glutathione-disulfide reductase (gene GSR). The record is from RefSeq and is a predicted model, not a curated record. Lineage: Eukaryota; Metazoa; Chordata; Mammalia; Chiroptera; Phyllostomidae. Gene Ontology annotation, molecular function: glutathione-disulfide reductase (NADPH) activity; flavin adenine dinucleotide binding; NADP binding. Gene Ontology annotation, biological process: cell redox homeostasis; cellular response to oxidative stress; glutathione metabolic process. Bases 35 to 1588 code for a protein of 517 amino acids. The transcript has 13 exons. Gene Ontology annotation, cellular component: cytosol; mitochondrion.